GUUUCGUUAUCAAGUCCAAAGGAAAGGAUCUCGAGCGUGGCUCCGCUUGACUGGUUCGGGUCCAUAAGCGGCGGGAAGAGCGGGGACUGAUGCAUCAAGGAACAAAGGAAAAAGGCAGAUGACGUCCGUUUAGGAGAGAGAGGCAGAGGGGUCAAUGGUCAAUCAAUGAAGCAAAUCCAGAGACAGAGAGACGAGGGGGAGAGAGCAAUGGAUAUGGAAGAGGAGGAAGGCGGCAAGGUGAGGGCUUUGAUAGAGAAGGCUACCAAUUCCACGGCCAGGGAAGUUGACCCCCGCCUCCUCAAGUCCAUCAAGUCCGUCGUUCGCUAUUCCGACUCCGAGCUCCGGGUCGCCGCCCAAACUCUCAUGUCCCUCAUGAAGCGUAACCAUUCCCAGGUGCGGUACCUGUCACUGCUGAUAGUAGAUGAACUGUUUAUGCGGUCGAAGCUUUUCAGGACCCUCAUCGUCGAAAAUCUGGAUCAGUUAUUGAGUUUUAGUGUCGGGUUCCGAAGAAAUAUGCCUCUUCCUGCUCCUGCAGUGAUUGCUUCUUGCUUGCGAUCGAAGGCGAUUGAGUUUCUGGAGAAGUGGAACGCUUCCUUUGGCGUCCAUUACAGGCAGCUCAGGUUAGGAUUCGAUUACUUGAAGAACACCCUCAGACUGCAGUUCCCUGAUCUCCAGGCGAACGCAGCCAGGAUUCAACAGGAGAGGAGGGAAAGAGAGAUGAGGACGAGAGAGAUUCUGCAGAAGAAAUUUGAUGCUCUCAAGGAGAAUUUUGGCUCCAUGAAGGACGAAGUCCAGUCCACGAUCGAUGAGAUCGAGCAGUGUUUGGAUAUUGUUCGUACAAGAGACAAACUUGUGCCCCCUUUCCCCCUUGAUGAUGAAGAUGUCGGUGAGUUCCGUUCACGUGAACUUCUGCAGAUACGUCUCUCAUCAUUGAAAGAAGGGGAAAGAGUUCAUGAGAACCAGGACAAUAGAGUUGUGUUUGACACACUGAGAGAGCUUUAUAAGUUCCUUGUCGCAAAGCACUUGGCUUCUGUCCAAGAAUCAAUCACGGUUGUCGUGCGAGCAGAUGCGACAGACAGCAGGGUGAGGGACUCCACUUUGAAGGAGCUGAUCAAGAUCCAAAACAAGAUUCACGACGUGAAAAAGAAAUGUGAAGAAUUAGUCAGCGAACCUUCAAUUCCUGGAAAGCAUGAUGCAGAAGAAGAAGACGACUUCUGGGAAGAGGGAAAGGUCGGAGAGCUCGAAGACAGCACUACAAGGGCACCUAAAGAUCGUGUCGAGGAUCUGAGUCUGCCAUCAACUAGUGGUGCGAAAGAAAAUUCUAGAUGUGAUAUAGAAGAUUCCAAUAGCGACAAGAAACCUGAUUGUGCACGUGUUCCGGAUGAUUCGGGUUCUUUGAAGAGUAAGCUUUUGGCUGAAGCUCCAGUGGUGAAAUGGGGCUCUUGUUUGGACAAGUGGGGUUCCAGCGAUGGCGUUUUGGCUAAUCAGAGGGGAUUGGAGCUGGAAAGCCACUGGGGUCGGGUGGACUAUGAUGCGGUUAUUCCAGCCGAAAAAAUCGCAGAGUUGAAUGUCCAGGCAACCGUUUACAAGGAAGAGCGAGCAACCCCUCAGCCUUGCCGUGCUCCUUUGAGCAAUGGGGCACUCUGUCAAAGAAGAGAUCUAAAAGUCUGCCCUUUCCAUGGACCCGUUGUAUCUCGAGACAAUGAAGGCAGACCAAUCAAUCAGGGGCAUUCAGCAGAAAAAGAAUUUCACGAACCGGAGAAUGAUCUAGUGAAAACAUUAGCUGAACAAGCUGUUAAAAAUGUUAGGACGCGGGAUAGAGAGGAAGGCGAGAGGAGGAUGCAUGAUAGGAAAGCGCUGAAACGUGCAAAGCUCGCUAAAAUUCGUGAACACAAUGAAGCGGUUCUUAGGGAUGCUGCAUUGGCUUCUACUUCGAGGUCUGCAGCUAUUGGGGAAGAAGUGGAUGUGGCUGUGGGUGGAAAAUCAUCGGCUAGGAGCAAGAAGCAGACUCUUGCAUCAAUGCUACGGAAGAAAGCGACUGCGAAGGAUAGGCUAUCCCGGAGGUUACUGAAUGCCCGUGCAGCGGAUUCAACCACGACGCAACUGACCACUGAUGAGGAUCAACGUUACAGGGAAGCCUUUCCGAACCAGUGGUAGACGGGCUGUUUGUUCUGUAAGAUUUGAUGGGUUUUGCUGGCUUUCAAGAGCCCUGAGUUAAGAUACAGAUUAGGUUUUUUAUCUUCAUCUGAGGGUGGAAGUGGAAGCACUUUAUUUCCAGGAAGAAGUUCUUGGUCGGCAAACACCUCGAUAGUAACCUUGUACCACGGCUUUUCUUGAUGUAUUUAUGUACAUGUAAAAGAUGGGGAGGGAGGCAUUUCGCUUGAAGAGCCCUGAAAUAAGCUCCAUUUUUUAUUCUUA
Messenger RNA from Punica granatum (pomegranate), 2418 nucleotides. The record is from RefSeq and is a predicted model, not a curated record. Lineage: Eukaryota; Viridiplantae; Streptophyta; Magnoliopsida; Myrtales; Lythraceae.